AUGCUCCGUCGUGCAACCAUACUGUGGAUUGGCGCUGAAGGCAAUAUCUUCAUGUCUGCCGUUCAUGAUAAGACCUAUCUACAGCAUAGACUCGCACUGCUCGGGAAGGCAGAUCCCAACUGCCAGCAGCCCCUCUCAGAGGAAACGGUACGACGCUUCACUACAUCCAUUGGCAGUCCAGAGUCCCUAUUCAACAAGGCCGCAGGUGCAGAGCCAUCAAAUAUCGUGGAUGAAGAGACGGGUGUUCCCAUCGGCAGUACACAAUUGAAUCCAACACGAUAUGGAGAUUGGGAAAGCAACGGCCGCUGUCAUGACUUUUAA
Messenger RNA from Trypanosoma theileri, 321 nucleotides. RefSeq lists its product as uncharacterized. The record is from RefSeq and is a predicted model, not a curated record. The transcript has a single exon. The coding region runs from base 1 to 321 and encodes 106 amino acids. NCBI's taxonomy places the organism in Eukaryota, Euglenozoa, Kinetoplastea, Trypanosomatida, Trypanosomatidae. Gene Ontology annotation, biological process: mitochondrial respiratory chain complex II assembly. Gene Ontology annotation, cellular component: mitochondrion.